CUCCUCUCCGCGCCGCCCCGGCCGCCGCCGCGCCGGGCACGGGCGGGGGGAUUUUUUCCCUGUUCCCCCCUCUUUCGCGCUCUCGCUCCUGUUCAGCGGGAGAGCCCGCAGAGCCAGAGAGGGAGCGAGGGAAGGGGUGGAGGUGGCGGGGGGAGGGGGGGAGGCCGGAGGGGCGGAUCCUGCCUGGGGGCUGAUCCCUCCCUCCCCUCGGCCGGGCUCCGUGGCAGCAGCGGCGGCGGCGGCGGCUCCAUUCCCCCUCCUCCCCCGGGAGCGGCGGCGGCGGCCGGGCCGGGGCCCCAGCGCGGGCCGGGAGGGGGCACGGCAGUGGCCGCAGAGGCCAGCGCGGGAGGAGGCCGCGCUCCGCUCCCCGGGCCGCGCCGACCUGCUAGACGGCCGGCCCACCCGCGCCCAGGGGCCCCGAACGGUGGGGCCGGGCCGGCGGCUGAGGCCUGUCUCACUGGUUCCCAGGUGCCAUGAGGAAGCCUCGCCGGAAGUCGCGGCAGAAUGCCGAGGGCCGGCGUUCCCCAUCCCCCUAUAGUCUGAAGUGCUCACCCACCCGGGAGACCCUGACAUAUGCUCAGGCCCAGCGGAUUGUUGAGGUGGACAUCGAUGGACGUCUGCAUCGUAUUAGCAUCUAUGACCCUCUCAAGAUCAUCACAGAGGAUGAAUUGACCGCCCAGGAUAUCACUGAAUGCAAUAGUAACAAGGAAAACAGUGAGCAGCCUCAGUUCCCUGGCAAGUCCAAAAAACCCUCAUCCAAGGGCAAGAAGAAGGAAUCCUGCUCCAAGCAUGCAUCUGGCACUUCCUUCCACCUCCCGCAAGCCAGCUUCCGCAUGGUGGACUCAGGCAGUCAGCCAGAAGCACCGCCGCUGCCUGCUGCCUACUACCGCUACAUUGAGAAGCCGCCUGAAGACCUGGAUGCAGAAGUAGAGUAUGACAUGGAUGAGGAGGAUCUUGCCUGGCUGGAUAUGGUAAAUGAGAAGCGGCGAGUAGAUGGGCACAGUUUAGUGUCAGCAGACACCUUUGAGCUACUGGUGGACCGGCUUGAGAAGGAGUCAUACUUGGAGAGUCGCAGCAGUGGGGCCCAGCAGUCACUCAUUGACGAAGAUGCUUUCUGCUGCGUGUGCCUGGAUGACGAAUGCCACAACAGCAACGUCAUUCUCUUCUGUGACAUCUGCAACCUGGCUGUACACCAGGAGUGCUAUGGCGUCCCUUACAUCCCCGAGGGCCAGUGGCUAUGCCGCUGCUGCCUACAGUCUCCGUCCCGGCCUGUGGAUUGCGUCCUCUGCCCCAACAAGGGUGGCGCCUUCAAACAGACCAGCGAUGGGCACUGGGCCCACGUGGUGUGUGCCAUCUGGAUCCCUGAAGUCUGCUUUGCUAACACCGUGUUCCUGGAGCCCAUUGAGGGCAUCGACAACAUCCCACCUGCUCGCUGGAAACUAACCUGCUAUAUCUGCAAGCAGAAGGGGCUGGGUGCAGCCAUCCAGUGCCAUAAGGUGAACUGCUACACGGCCUUCCAUGUGACUUGUGCACAGCGGGCUGGGCUCUUCAUGAAGAUUGAGCCUAUGCGUGAGACCAGCCUCAAUGGCACCAUCUUCACAGUGCGCAAGACCGCCUACUGUGAGGCCCAUUCGCCACCAGGUGCUGCCACUGCUAGGAGGAAGGGUGACUCCCCUGGAAGCCUCAGUGAGGCUGGGGACGAGGAAGGGCUGAAGGAGGGCUGUGGGGAGGAGGAAGAGAAGGAAGAGGUAGAAGAGGAGGAGGAAGAUGAAGGCCAAGGUGGGGUAGGCGGCCCCCUCAAGGGAGUGUCCAAGAAGAACAAGAUGACUUUGAAGCAAAGGAUCAAGAAGGAGCCAGAGGAAGUGGGGCGAGACACGCCCUCCACCGUCCCCUUGGUCGCUGUCCCACAGAUACCCUCUUACAGGUUGAACAAGAUCUGUAGUGGUCUCUCCUUUCAGAGGAAAAAUCAGUUCAUGCAGCGGCUUCACAACUACUGGCUGUUGAAGCGGCAGGCCCGGAACGGUGUCCCCCUCAUCCGGCGCCUGCACUCCCACCUGCAAUCCCAAAGGAAUGCUGAGCAGCGGGAGCAGGAUGAGAAGACAAGUGCAGUGAAAGAAGAGCUGAAAUACUGGCAGAAGCUCCGGCACGACUUGGAGCGGGCGCGGCUGCUAAUUGAGCUGAUUCGGAAAAGAGAAAAGCUCAAGCGGGAGCAGGUCAAGGUUCAGCAGGCCACCAUGGAGCUGGAGCUGAUGCCAUUCAACGUUCUUCUGAGGACAACACUGGACUUGCUGCAGGAGAAGGAUCCCGCACACAUCUUCGCCGAGCCCGUCAACCUGAGUGAGGUUCCAGAUUACCUGGAAUUCAUAUCCAAGCCAAUGGAUUUUUCUACCAUGAGGCGGAAGCUGGAGUCCCACCUGUACCGCACCUUGGAGGAGUUUGAGGAGGACUUUAACCUUAUAGUUACCAACUGCAUGAAGUAUAAUGCUAAAGACACAAUUUUCCACCGAGCAGCUGUCCGCCUGCGGGACCUGGGAGGGGCCAUCCUGCGGCACGCCCGUCGGCAGGCAGAGAACAUCGGCUAUGACCCCGAGAGGGGCACCCACCUGCCCGAGUCACCCAAAUUGGAGGACUUUUACCGCUUCUCCUGGGAAGACGUGGACAACAUCCUCAUCCCAGAGAACCGGGCCCACUUAUCCCCAGAGGUGCAGCUGAAGGAGCUGCUGGAGAAACUGGACCUGGUGAGUGCCAUGCGGUCCAGUGGGGCCCGGACCCGCCGUGUCCGCCUGCUACGUCGGGAGAUCAAUGCCCUUCGGCAGAAGCUGGCGCAGCCGCCACCACUGCAGCUGCCGUCACUGAACAAGACUGUGUCCAAUGGGGAGCUGCCAGCAGGGCCCCAGGGGGAUGUGUCUGUGCUGGAGCAGGCCCCGCAGGAGGAGCCAGAAGACGAGGGGGACAGAGAUGACUCCAAAAUGCCUCCCCCACCAACCCUGGAGCCCACUGGGCCUGCACCUUCCUUGUCUGAGCAAGAAUCCCCUCCGGAUCCCCCCACUCUGAAACCCAUCAAUGAUAGCAAACCUCCAGGCCGAUUCCUAAAGCCCAGAAAAGUGGAAGAAGAUGAGUUUUUGGAAAAAUCACCUCUGCAGCUAGGGAGUGAGCCCUUGCAACGCCUAAGUGACAAUGGCAUCAAUAGAGUGUCCCUCAUGGCCCCUGAUACAUCCCCCACUGGCGCCCCACUCAGUGGUGUGGGCCGCCGCACGUCAGUCCUCUUCAAGAAGGCCAAGAAUGGGGUUAAGCUACAGAGGAGCCCAGACAGGGCCCUGGAGAACGGCGAGGACCAUGGUGCAGUGGGUUCUCCUGCGUCUCCCGCCAGUAUCGAGGAUGAACGGCACUCCCAGAAGCGGCCAAGGAGCAGGAGCUGUAGUGAGAGCGAAGGGGAGAGGUCGCCCCAGCAGGAAGAAGAGACAGGCGUGACCAACGGCUUUGGAAGACACACUGAAAGCGGGUCUGACUCAGAAUGUAGUUUGGGUCUCAGUGGUGGACUGGCAUUUGAAGCUUGCAGUGGUCUGACACCCCCCAAACGCAGCCGAGGGAAGCCAGCCCUGUCUCGAGUGCCCUUCCUUGAGGGUGUGAAUGGAGACUCUGACUACAACGGCUCAGGCAGAAGCCUCCUGAUGCCCUUUGAAGAUCGCGGAGACCUGGAGCCCCUGGAGCUGGUGUGGGCCAAGUGCCGAGGUUAUCCCUCCUACCCCGCCUUGAUCAUCGAUCCCAAGAUGCCCCGGGAGGGCCUUCUGCACAAUGGCGUCCCCAUCCCUGUCCCCCCACUGGAUGUGCUGAAGCUGGGAGAGCAGAAACAGGCCGAGGCUGGAGAGAAGCUCUUCCUUGUCCUCUUCUUUGACAACAAACGCACCUGAUGAGGAAGCUGAGGCUCAGAAAGCCAAGAACGCAUAGCCAGAACUGGGAUACAAACCAAGAUCUGGCUCCAAAGGCUGGGCUCUUAGCCACAUGUUAGAUUCAUCUAGGGAUCUUUUUUUUUUUUAUAAAUUUAUUUAUUUUAUUGGCUGUGUUGGGUCUUUUUUGCUGUGUGCGGGCUUUCUUUUUAGUUGCGGUGAGUGGGGGCUACUCUUCAUGGUGGUGCGUGGCUUCUCUUGUUGCGGAGCACGGGCUCUAGGUGCGUGGGCUUCAGUAGUUGCAGCACAUGGGCUCAAUAGUUGUGGCUCACAGGCUCUAAAGCGCAGGCUCAGUAGUUGUGGCGCACAGGCUUAGUUGCUCCGCGGCAUGUGGGAUCUUCCUGGAGCAGGGAUUGAACCCGUGUCCCCUGCAUUUGCAGGCAGAUUCUCAACCACUGUGCCACCUAGGAAGCCCCAGGGAUCUUUUAAAAAAUACCAGGGUGCAGGCCCUACCAGAGAUCAUUUCAUCAGUUCUUGGCAUCAGCUCCAUUUCCUAGCCAUAGCCCUGACUCCCCAAGGCAGGGAGAGGCCCAGAGCCUUCCAGAUGGCUCAGCUAGUCUCCCUGGGGACACAUGGGCUUCCCUCUGGCAACCUUCUAAGCCGAGUGAGUGUCUUGGGGCCCAGGUAAGGGCCUGGCUGCAAAAUAAGCCCCUUGAUGGCCUCCCGCCUGUGGCGUCCCAGUCUGACUCCCUCUGCCCUGCCCCCUCCUCCUGGCUUUGCAGGUUUUGGACAAGUGGGUCCAGAAGAGCCUCCUUUGGGACCCACCAUGGUCCAGGCCUCUUACUGUG
Messenger RNA from Hippopotamus amphibius kiboko, 4735 nucleotides. RefSeq names its product bromodomain and PHD finger containing 3 (gene BRPF3). Gene Ontology annotation, biological process: regulation of transcription by RNA polymerase II. The coding region runs from base 474 to 3911 and encodes 1145 amino acids. Lineage: Eukaryota; Metazoa; Chordata; Mammalia; Artiodactyla; Hippopotamidae. Gene Ontology annotation, molecular function: protein binding. The transcript is spliced from 13 exons. Gene Ontology annotation, cellular component: MOZ/MORF histone acetyltransferase complex. The record is from RefSeq and is a predicted model, not a curated record.